Molecule: messenger RNA, 348 nt
Organism: Brassica oleracea var. oleracea
Lineage: Eukaryota; Viridiplantae; Streptophyta; Magnoliopsida; Brassicales; Brassicaceae
Exons: 2
Coding region: 1-348 (115 amino acids)
Source: RefSeq, a predicted model, not a curated record
AUGUCCGUCGGUAUUCCGCCGACGACUUACACGUUAGUCUACACAACCCUUAUUACUACGAUAUCUGAGCCGCAUAUUGCUAAUCAGCAAGCGACCAUCCCUUUCUAUCCCGAAAGCAGAGAGCUUUUGGCUAGACUCGACAACCCUUAUUACUACGAUAUCCUCGGACCGGCUGGUUGUUCUGAGCCGUUGUUCGUUCUCCCUCAGCCGUUUUUUGAGCUGCCUCCUGCAGAGAGAAGAUGUAGACAUGUGUCAAAGGAUGAUGAUGAAGAAGAAGCUGAUGUUUUCUUAGAUGAUUUCCCGGCUGACAUGUUUGAUCAAGUUGACGAUCCAAAUCAGAGUCCUUAG